Fusarium odoratissimum NRRL 54006 is the source of this 1901-nucleotide messenger RNA. Its product is annotated as ubiquitin thiolesterase. Bases 127 to 1461 code for a protein of 444 amino acids. The transcript has 5 exons. Gene Ontology annotation, cellular component: cytoplasm. The record is from RefSeq and is a predicted model, not a curated record. Gene Ontology annotation, molecular function: saccharopine dehydrogenase (NAD+, L-lysine-forming) activity. NCBI's taxonomy places the organism in Eukaryota, Fungi, Ascomycota, Sordariomycetes, Hypocreales, Nectriaceae.
CCUUGACUCUUUUUUGUGACUCAGAUACAAAAAAAAACAUCCAAUACACCAGGUACGCGAUAUCCUUCCUAUUUCGAUCAUCCCUCUAUAAAACAAUCGCGUCCUACUGUGCGUUUCUUCCCUUCUAUGUUUUCCGUCGCGUCAAUUGAAUCCUCAUUGAGUCUUUUCACCCGCUGCACUCUUCUCCGCCACUCGCAUCCAACUUUUGCAAUUCGAUCGCAAUAUCCAAAGCAAAUAGCUAAUUCUUUUCCAAACUUCAGAAUUGACAGCUUAAGAACCAUCACAAUCAUGUCUGAAUAUCCCCACAUCCUACUUCGCGCUGAGGAGAAGCCACUCGAGCACCGAUCUUUCUCCCCCGCCGUUAUCAAGACACUCGUCGAUGCUGGAUACCCCAUUUCCGUCGAGCGAUCGUCCACAGACCCCAAGUUUAAGCGUAUCUUUGAGGACUCAGAGUAUGAGGCUGCUGGCGCUCGUCUUGUCGACACGGGUGUCUGGCCCAACGCUGAGCCUGGGACAAUCAUCCUGGGGCUGAAGGAGAUACCCGAGGAGGACUUCCCUCUCAAGAAUGACCACAUCACAUUUGCCCACUGCUACAAGAAUCAAGGGGGCUGGGAGAAGGUACUCGGUCGCUGGGCACAAGGCGGCUCAGUUUUGUAUGACUUGGAGUUCUUGCACGAUUCUGAAGGUCGUCGGGUUUCGGCCUUCGGUUUCCACGCUGGUUUUGCAGGAGCUGCGCUCGGAAUAAAGACGCUUGCCCACCAGCUGCAGGACUCGUCUUCUAAGCUCCCUUCAGUCGAGACAUUCACCGAUGGCCGCGGAUACUACCUGAACGAGGAUGAGCUCGUCAACCAGAUUCGCGAGGAUCUCGCCAAGGCUGAGAAGGCUCUGGGACGUAAGCCUACUGCUCUCGUCCUCGGUGCUCUUGGACGAUGUGGUAAGGGUGCCGUUGACCUGUUCCUCAAGGCUGGCAUGCCUGAUGAGAACAUCACCCGUUGGGACUUGAACGAGACCAAGAACCGUGAUGGCCCUUAUGAGGAGAUCGCCAAGGCUGAUGUCUUCCUCAACGCCAUCUACCUCUCCAAGCCCAUUCCCCCUUUCAUCAACCAAGAACUCCUCGCCAAGCAAGGCCGCAACCUCGCCGUUGUCAUCGACGUCUCGUGCGACACCACAAACCCUCACAACCCCAUCCCCAUCUACUCCAUCAACACCACCUUCGAGGAUCCCACUGUCCCCGUCGAGAUCAAGGACGACCAGAACAACCUCCCCCUGUCUGUCAUCAGCAUUGAUCACCUUCCUUCAAUGCUUCCCCGCGAGGCCAGUGAGGCCUUUAGCGAGGGUCUCAAGGAGUCGUUGCUUACGCUCAAGGACCGUAAGACUUCGCGGGUGUGGGCUGAUGCUGAGAAGCUCUUUAAUGAGAAGGUUGCUCUGUUGCCCGAGGAGUUGAGAACUAAGAGAGUUUAAAAGUACUAUUUAUGUUGUAGCUGAGCUGGUUACAUAGACCGAAAUAGAAGGCUGCAAGAUCGGCCUGUUUGACAUAUAUGGACACUUGCUUAUGAGUGUGAACGUUGAGUUGCGGUACUGUUCGUUGAACAGAAGAUGUUCACGGAAAUAAGAUCACCAGAUACAUGAUACAGAGGCUCUUCCGGCCAUUAUUUAACAAUUGAGUGAAAGUCCUGACAUUAAAACAGCCGGUACUUGAACUCAACCAUCUCAUGUAAACUCCUUACAAAACAUUCUCAUUCUUAAACCGCGUCUCUCAUCACAACCCUUGUGAUCCAGGAAGACGCGCCUGCACUAUUUCCGAAGUAUACAAUUGCGAAGCUGAAAGUCGGACAACAUAAAACUGGAUACCCCUGCUCAAUGCGAAGACCAAGCAAAGAGUUGAUUGGUAGAUCUUUUGG